CGAGCAGAUAUUACCUUCGAGAAGAACGUGAAGGGAACAUCGACCUUUAGCAACCUCGACCUCCUACUUUUGGGAUACAUCACUUCAAAGAGCCACUCUGCAGAAAAGUGUGACUAUGUGGACAUUGGGAAAGUAAAAACCCUUGGAGAAGGCCCAACAACAUUCUCUAUGGUGACCCUCAAUGAUGAUAUCGCCCUGGAGUACAGCGAUCAAGUCGUUCUUAAGUUCAGUGCAGUCCACAAAAGCACGUUCAUAGAAGAAUGAAAGCUAUGGAGUAGUCCUGCGAAAUAUGUCCUACGUGAACAUUCUUGAUAAUGACGAUCUUGAGAUCCACUUCGAUCACAUGCGUUACGAAGUGACGGAGGGUGACGGGAAUAAAGACGUCAUAUUUUACCAUCGGACUACAGAGGAAGAUUUCACUCUAACUGUGACACCAGUCGAGGCAUCA
Messenger RNA from Geodia barretti, 448 nucleotides. NCBI's taxonomy places the organism in Eukaryota, Metazoa, Porifera, Demospongiae, Tetractinellida, Geodiidae. The record is from the annotation of a GenBank genome assembly.